Closterium sp. NIES-65 is the source of this 5676-nucleotide messenger RNA. The record is from the annotation of a GenBank genome assembly. NCBI's taxonomy places the organism in Eukaryota, Viridiplantae, Streptophyta, Zygnematophyceae, Desmidiales, Closteriaceae.
AUGGCUACCCCUAGUGUCCUAGCUUUUGACGCUGAGGGUCGCGCCAUUGAUUUUGAGGUCUGGUUAGACGACCUGCAGCUGUUCUUACAGUGCGACAGGGCUGACGGCCUUUCUCUCUUUGACCUCACCUCUGGCGCCUCUCCUGCUCCUGCUGCUGAUGCUGAUCCCAGUGUCCGCUCUCAGUGGGCCACCCGCGAUGCUGCUGCACGUCUUGCUGUGCGUCGCCACCUCCCUACCUCUGAGCGUGCGCACUUUAGUCAGUACAAGAGUGCUCAGACCUUGUACGACGCUGUGGUUGCGCGCUACUCCUCCCCUGCCACUGCUGCACUGAGCCGUCUCAUGCUUCCCUACCUCUUUCCUGACCUCUCUGCCUUUCCCACUGUCGCUGAUCUCAUUACGCACCUCCGCACUAGUGACACUCGCUACCGCGCCGCCCUUCCUGCUGAGUUCUGCGCUAAGAACCUACCCCUCAUGUACAUCGCUCUCUACUACGUAGUCGCGCGCCUCCCUGACUCCCUUCGCGUCGUCAGGGACCACUUUCUCGCAGUCUGUCCCACCACCCUCACCGUCGACCUCCUCGAGAAGGCCCUCCUCGCAGCGGAGAAGAGCAUAGUCGCUGUAGGUGCUUCUCGUGGUGACCCUCGCACCCCCAUCUUUGAGGGGUGCUCUCCUUCCCCCUUGCUGCCCUCUGUUGCCUCUGCUGCUGCUGCCGACCUGCUUGGUCUUGAGUCGGUCGGCGCGGCGUCUGCCCCUAGUGGGAGACGUUGCUCCAACAAGGGCAAGGGGGGCAAGGGCGCGGGUGGAGCUGGAGGGGGCGGUGGCGGUGGUGGCGGUGGCGGCGGAGGGAGUGGGGGUGGCGGCGGGACUAGUGGCGGGGGUGGUGGUGGUGGUGGUGGCAGCAGCGGCGGAGACGGUGGUAGUGGUGCCAGCGGUGGAGGUGGAGGCAGCGGCGGAGGUGGAGGCGGCGGAGGUGGAGGCGGUGGAGGCGGCAGCGGAGGAGGCAGUGGUGGUGGAGGAGGUGGAGCUGGUCGGGGUGGUACCCAGCAGCGUAGCGGCAGUGGUGGUGGCCAGCGCUCGCAGCGGCAGCAGCAGCAGCGCUCGCGGGACAUCCCUCCGCCUCAGCAGCUUCGUGAGUGGUACGCUGGGCGUCAGAGGGGUGGGGGUACUGGUCCCUGCACCUACGUUCUUCGUUCCGGCGACCGCGCGGGUGAGCAGUGUGGGGGUGCCCACGCUGCCCAGCGCUGCUUUGGCCGCCUGACGGACGCUUGGCGUUGGCAGUUCCCUGGGGCUACUGAGAUCCCUCGCUGGGAUGAGCUUCUUAGGGCUGGUGUAGCGAUCUUUGAUCUUGAUUUUGAUGCCAUCCUUGCUGCUAUGUAUGCUGUGACUUAUAGUGAGGAGAAUGAGGGUUACCGGUGUUUCCAGCCCAACCCGGGCAUUGGUACUGCUGCGCUAGGUGCUUGUGAGGCUGCUGCUCUAGGUGCCAGUGCGUCUGUGCUCUCAGGUACUGGUGAGACUGCGCUCUCAGGUACUGCGUCGUCCUCGUCCUCCCUCACUUUCACACUUGACUCCGGGGCUUCUCGCUCCUUCUUUCGAGACCGCACUACCCUUACGCCGCUCGACCGGCCGGUUGCAGUCUCCCUUGCUGACCCCUCUGGGGGUUCUGUCCUGUCUCACUUCUCCACUGUCCUCCCGUGUCCGGCUGCUCCUUCGGGCACCCUGUCUGGUCUGUACCUUCCCUCGUUCUCUACAAACUUGGUGAGUGGCGCGGACCUGCAGGAUGUGGGGGUUCACCACUUCACUCCUGCGAGUCAGCAGGUGACCCACUGCACGGAGGCACGCAGAGGCCGACACCUGGCCACGUUCUCGCGUCGGCCGGGGUCGAGUCUCUACACCCUGACCGUUGAGUCUCCUCCUGUCCCUGCGUCUGGUCAGGUGGCUGCGUCAGGUCAGGUGCUUGCUGCUGCGUCCCGGUCAGGUCCUGAGUCUGCCCCCUGUUCUUGUCACCUUCUGUCUCACGAGACUCUCCUGUGGCACCACCGUCUUGGCCACCCCUCCUUGCCCCGUCUUCGGAGCAUGGCUUCCCGUGUCCUUGUCUCUGGUCUUCCCCAGUCUCUCCCUCCUCUCCCCUCCGGGCCAGGACCUUCCUGUGUCCCUUGUGUUGAGGGUCGCCUCCGGGCUACUCCUCACUCCUCCCACUUCCCCCCGACAGAGGCUCCCCUGCAGACGCUUCACAUGGAUGUGUGGGGCCCAGCCCCCGUCCGUGGGCAGGGUCACGAGCGCUACUUCCUGUUGGUGGUUGACGACUACUCGCGUUACACCACAGUCCUCCCCCUGCGCAGCAAGGGUGCGGUCACUGAGGUGCUGAUCGACUGGAUCCGCGAGGCUCGUCUCCAGCUCAGGAAGAGCUUCGGCUCUCACUUCCCUGUUCUGCGUCUGCACUCGGACAGAGGCGGAGAGUUCUCUUCUCGCCUUCUACGAGACUAUUGUCGUGCACGGGGGAUCCGCCUGACCUUCACGCUUCCGGACUCACCACAGCGAAAUGGGAUUGCUGAGCGCCGCAUUGGCAUGGUCAUGGAUGUCGCUCGUACGUCCAUGAUGCAUGCGGCUGCCCCCCAUUUUCUGUGGCCGUUUGCGGUGAGGUACGCGGCGCAUCAGCUCAACCUUCACCCCCGGGUCUCUCGGCCUGCGAUGUCCCCAGCCUUGCUGUGGACGGGGAAGGUUGGCGAUGCGUCUGUGUUCCGUGUCUGGGGAUCUCGGGCGUUUGUCCGCGACUUGUCUGCGGACAAGCUGUCCCCUCGUGCCGCUCCCUGUGUCUUCCUUGGCUUCCCCACUGAAGCCCCAGGGUGGCAGUUUUACCACCCCUCCUCUCGUCGUGUUCUGUCCUCCCAGGACGUCACGUUCGACGAGUCAGUCCCCUUCUACCGUCUCUUCCCCUACCGCACUCCUUCCCUCCCCCCUCCCCCGGACUUCCUUGUGCCGGUUCCCCCCCCGGUAGACCCCCUCCCCCCUCAGGUUCCUGCCCCCUCAGGUGUGUCCCAGGUAGACGCCGUUGACCCGGUCGAGGUUACUAGUGACUCUGGUGCUGCUGCGGGUGCUGAGCCUGGGGGUGCUGACUCUGGGGGUGCUGUGCGCGGGGGUGCUGAGCCUGGGGGUGCUACUGCUGGGGGUGCUGGGCCUGAGGGUGCUGUUGCGGAGGGUGCGGAGCCUGGGGGUGCUGAGCCGGGGGGUGCUGUGCCUGGAGGUACUGGGUCUGGGGGUGCUGGGUCGGGAGCUGCUGAGCCUGGGGGUGCUGAGUUGGGAGCUGCUGAGCCUGGGGGUGCUGCGUCUGGAGCUGCUGAGCCUGGGGUUUCUCCUACUGCUGCGUCUCGCCGGGAGCCCCUCUCUCCACAGGAGCUGCGCGAGUGGUUCGCUCGCCGCUGGAGGCAUGCUGCUGAGUCUGGAGGUGCUGCUGGAGCUGGAGCUGGAGCUUCUUCGACCGUCGAGGGUGCGUGUGCUGCCAGUCCCGGAGCUGCUGGACCUGCGGGUCCUCCUGGAGCCGGAGCUGCUGAGGGCGUUGGUGCUGAGCCUACUGCUGUUGGUCCUGCCGCUGGAGGUGUGGGUGGCGCUGGUGCUGUCGCUGAGGGUGCUGGUGCUGUCCCUGCUGAGUCUGGAGCUGCCGCGCGGCCUCGGCCGUACUUCGUUCCGCUCCUGCAGCAGGUUCUUGGUCUUUCUCCUCCGGUAGAGGGUCUAUCGCCUGUCCAGUCGCAGUCCCUGCUGGAGCCUUCCUCUCCACUGCCUGCUCCCUCUCCUUACACUGGUCCAACUGGAGGUCUUGCUGAGCGCCGUGAGCCUGCGUCUCGUCCCGCGUCGCCUGUUCGUGAUGCUCGCGCUAGUGGUCGCAGUUCGCGUCAGCGUCCUCCUCCUGUCCCUGGCACGCACCGGAUGUCUCUGCGUCCGUCCACUGCUCCUCUGCGUGCCCCUUUGCCUUCUCCUCCUGAGUCCUCUCUUCCUGCGCUUGCCGACCCUGAGUCGGACUCUCUUCGUGCUGCCAGUCCUACUGUCACGCGUCUGCUUGCUAGUGUCGUCACUGACCCCUCUUUUGAGUCCACUGCUGCGUCUGCUCUAGUCGCUGAGCUCGUCGACUUUGCUGCUCGCUGUCGUCUCGACUACGCUGCUAGUCUUGUUGCUGAGUCUGCGUCUGUCUGUCCUCCGUCCGUCGGGGGUGAGUGUGCUCUUGGCACGGACGUCCUUGAGGACAGGCAGGAGGAGUUACAGUGUCUAGCGGCUGCUUCACCUCAUCUCGCGUCUUGGCAGGCAGCUAUGGAUGCAGAGAUGGCUUCCUGGAAGUCAACAGGCACCUACGUUGACGCGGUUCCCCCUCCCGGGGCGAACAUCGUCAGUGGCAUGUGGAUCUUCAGGGUGAAGCGGCCGCCGGGCUCUCCACCUGUCUUCAAGGCACGGUACGUCGCUCGUGGCUUCAGUCAGCGGCAGGGAGUUGACUACUUUCAGACCUUCUCUCCCACCCCGAAGAUGACUACUCUUCGGGUGCUGCUGCACAUAGCCGCUCAGCGCGACUACGAGCUUCACUCUCUCGACUUCAGCACUGCGUUCUUGCAGGGUAGCCUGCACGAGGAGAUCUGGCUUCGCCGUUCACCUGGCUUCACUUGGACUUUCCCUCCUGGCACCCAGUGGAGCCUCCGACGGCCAGUCUACGGUCUCCGCCAGGCACCGCGUGAGUGGCACGACACACUGAGGACUACGCUUGCGGCCCUUGGGUUUGCUCCUUCUACUGCUGACCCGUCGCUGUUUCUUCGCACCGACACUUCCCUGCCGCCGUUCUACAUCCUCGUGUACGUCGACGACUUGGUCUUUGCCACAGCGGACACUGCUGGACUCGCCUACGUGAAGUCCGAGCUGCUGAAGAGACACACGUGCACAGACCUGGGUGAGCUGCGCAACUACCUUGGCUUGCAGAUCACUCGGGACAGAGCACGCCGCACCAUUACCUUGACUCAGUCACACAUGGUGCAGCAGGUCCUUCAGCGCUUCGGCUUCACGUACUCCUCGCCUCAGGCCACUCCUCUGCCUACUCGCCACUCACUCUCAGCUCUGCCUUCGGAUGAGUCCGUAGAGUCGAGUGGUCCGUCUGCAGAGCUUGUUGGCUGCCUCAUGUACCUGAUGACCUGCACACGACCUGACCUUGCAUACCCUCUUAGCAUUCUUGCACGCUAUGUUGCUCCUGGACACAGACCAGAGCACAUGGCUGCAGCGAAGAGGGUAUUGCGCUACCUGUGCAGUACGUCGGGCAUGGGGCUAGUGCUUGGAGGGCGGAGUCCAGUGGUCCUUACCGGCCACGCGGACGCUUCUUGGGCUGACGACCAGGCUACACAGCGGUCGUCACAGGGUUACACCUUCAGCCUUGGUUCCGGCUCUGUCUCGUGGCGGUCUACUCGCUCGUCUUCGGUUCUCGGCUCCAGUUGUGAGGCUGAGAUCUACGCCGGGGCCAUGGCUGCACAGGAGCUUUGCUGGCUCACCUACCUGCUGACUGACCUUGGAGAGCCGCCUCGUUCUCCUCCGGUGCUGUACGUAGACAACAAGGCCAUGCUGGCCUUGUGUCGAGAGCAGCGCUUGGAGCACAGAACGAAGCACAUUGCUCUCCGCUACUUCCUUGCUCGUGAGCUGCAGCAGCGUGGUUAG